AUGACAGCCAGACUCUCCAUGGUCACCGGGUCUAAGGACCCGCCGCUCAUGACCAUGACUCUGGGACAACUCUGUCAGUUGCAGGCUAAGCGUCAUCCCAAGAAAGCGGCUGUCGGAGUGGCAUGGACCGGAGCCAGAAUAUCGUACGCUGAUAUCGAUAAAUACAGCAUAAAACUUGCCAAGGGUCUCAUUAAAUUGGGUGCUCGCCGCGGUAGUCGCAUCGCAAUAUUUUGCGGCGAUGAUGAGAGAUUUAUCAUACUCUUCUUUGCUGCUGCGCGAAUCGGGGUGUGCUUGGUCAUUUACAACAAGACCUGGACUGCUGAGGAAUGUGAACGUGCGGUCAGACACAUAGGUGCGCACUUCUUCAUAUCCAUCGACCAUGAGCCUCUGGCAUUGUUCAUUGCAGACGAGGUGAAUGGCAAGCCCUCUGAUACUCUCUUCCAGCAUUUGGAACGGCAAUGCCCCAACAUGAAGCAUUUGGUUCGUAUGCGCGACGGGGGAUCCAGAAGAGGCUUGGGGAUGUCUUGGGAAGAUGUGGUGACUGCAGGCAGACUGAUCCCCGAGAGGACCCUGGAGCGAUUGCAGGCCGCAGCCAAUGCCGAGGAUAUUGCGAACAUACAAUUCACCAGCGGCACCACAGGAGUACCCAAGGCAGCCAUGCUCACUCAUUUCGGCCUCCUCAACAACGCCCGAUUCAUGGGCGACUAUCUCGGCCUUGAUUGCGAAGAUAUCAUAUGCUGUCCACCGCCGCUCUACCAUGUCUUUGGCUUGGUCGCUGGAUUCUUGGCGUCGUAUACCCACAGCUCGACGAUUGUGUACGCCAAUCGAGACUUCGACCCGGCAGCCGUGGCUGAGGUGAUCGUAAAAGAGAAAUGCACCGUUCUUCAUGGUGUUCCAACCAUGUUCACAGCUAUCAUGCAGCAGCUGAAGAACACAGGCCAAAGGGUGAACACACUGAGAACAGGUAUCGCCGCAGGAAGCAAGGUCCCUCCAGCGUUGUUGACGGAGCUCCACGAGCAAUUAGGUUUCAAGAACAUUGCCAUCUCCUAUGGCAUGACUGAGACUUCACCAGCAAGCUUCAUGACACAGACGACAGACACAUUGGAGCAGCGCCUUGAGACCGUCGGUCGCGUUUUGCCUCAUGUUUCAGCGAAGGUCGUUGAUUCCAAGAACCGCACACUCCCGCUUGGUGUGCCAGGCGAGCUCUGUAUCUCUGGUUGGCUUUUGCAGAAAGGUUACUACAAGAACCCUGACAAGACGGCCGAAGCAAUGAUUCGGGGCGAAGACGGCGUCGUAUGGAUGCACACUGGCGAUGAAGCAACCAUCGACGAAAACGGAUAUUGUCGCAUAACGGGAAGAAUCAAGGACAUAAUCAUUCGAGGAGGUGAGAACGUGUAUCCUGGAGAGAUUGAAGAGCGCCUUCUGGAUCAUCCGUCGAUUAGUCAAGCUGCCGUGAUAGGUGCCCACGACCAGAAAUAUGGCGAGGCGGUUGCAGCAGUCUUGGCAUUGCGGCCUGGUUGUGAGAAAGUGGCGUUGGGAGACUUAAGGCAAUGGGUGCAACUUCGUCUGGGUCGACACAAGGCGCCUGCUCAUGUGUUCUGGGUCGGCACAGGGGAGCAUAUCGCAAAUUUUCCACUUACAGGCAGCGGUAAGAUUCGAAAGGACAUCCUGCGAGAGUUGGUCGACCAGAUUGUAGCGCAUAGCAGAUCGGCUCAGCCCAAGCUGUGA
Messenger RNA from Cyphellophora attinorum, 1728 nucleotides. Its product is annotated as putative acyl-CoA synthetase YngI. The transcript has 5 exons. Lineage: Eukaryota; Fungi; Ascomycota; Eurotiomycetes; Chaetothyriales; Cyphellophoraceae. The record is from RefSeq and is a predicted model, not a curated record. The coding region runs from base 1 to 1728 and encodes 575 amino acids. Gene Ontology annotation, biological process: fatty acid metabolic process. Gene Ontology annotation, molecular function: medium-chain fatty acid-CoA ligase activity.